Podarcis lilfordi (Lilford's wall lizard) is the source of this 23107-nucleotide messenger RNA. NCBI's taxonomy places the organism in Eukaryota, Metazoa, Chordata, Lepidosauria, Squamata, Lacertidae. The record is from the annotation of a GenBank genome assembly.
GGGAGGUCCUUCCCUGGCUGCCGCCGCGCGGGGAGUCCGGCCGGCCGUCUGUGGGGCGCCGUCGGGGGUCGUCGAGAUGGGCAGCGGCGGCGUCAACCUGGAGACGCACAGCCUGGCUCUGCUGGCUGCCAAGGGCGACGUGGCGAGCGGGAGAGCGGCCGCCAGCUGGUGAGUGAGUGGGGGGCGCAGGGGGCGUCGGGAGAAGCCCCGCGGGACCCACGUCGGGGGGCGGCUGGGGAGGAGGAGGGGGCCUUCCCAGGGCGCCCCUCUGGGUGCCAGCCCGCCCUGAGAAAGAAGGACGCCGCCAGGCGCAUGCCCGUUGGGUGCCCACCCGCUGCCAGGCAGCCAUGGGGAGCCUUUCGGGACGGGAGGGAGCCGGGAGCCCCGACGGGAGACCUGCCCGCCCCCCAGCAGCUCCAGAAAGGCAGGGCUGCUGAGGUUGCCCCCUGGGAUCGGGGCCCUACACUCCCCCUCCAAGAACGAGGAGGAGGCAAGGCCGCCCCCUCCAUGGAAGGCAGCUGGGGGUCGCCCCAAGAUCCCUCCAACGGGGACUCAGCAAAGGCAGCCUGUGCCCAAGCCUCGCCUUAGGCUGGGGUUCCUUUGCCAGCGUUUGCCAACCAGGUGCCCUCCAGGAGUUUUGGAACCUCCCAUCCCAGAAUCGUAGCAUGGCAGGGCUGGAAGGGAUCCCCAAGGGCCAUCUAGUCCAACCCCAAUCAGUGUGGGUCAGGGAUGAUGGGAGCUGUAGUCCAAAGUGUCUGGGGAGGCUCCCAUAGGUUGGCAAAAGGCUGCCGUGGCAUCUUGGCUAAAUGACCUGAAAUCACAAACAAACCCCAAGCAGAGGAAGGUCAGAGUGUCCUGGCUGCUCCUUGCCCACCCCCUGAAUGGGAAGGGGGAAACUGAGGCUGCUGGGCGGGGAAGAGGGAGCCCCACGCCAGGCUGGAAGGGAUGGGUCAGGAUUCAGUCCUUGGGGAAGGUGCCACCUUGCAUGGGGAUGGCAUUGCCAAUGCAGGCUUGCCUAAGGGCCCGUCUGUGCCAGGAUCCUGUCCUUCUCAGGGUGGCCUCUGGGAAACCAGAAAGCAGGAUCCGGCCCAACAGAGCCCUGGUGGCUAGUAGCCAUGGGUAGCCUUCUCUGGGUCAUCUGGACCCCCCCACGUGCCCUGACUGCCAAGAUAUCCUACCCACAGCCAGUUCAACCAGUUCAGUUUUACUCACCUGAAUUAGGGGGUGCAUUUUGCCUCAAAUGUUGGUGGGCGCCUUAUAGCUCCCUGGACCCUUUUGCACCCGGGGCCAGGAGCACACACACCCCCACUGGGCCUUCCCCACCCCCCUCUCAGGAUCAGGCCCCUCAAGGACUCCUGGCACCUCUUGUUUUGGGUAAAUGUCAGGUCUCUUUGUCACCAGGUGAUUAAUCCCGGCUGGCCACCUGCCCACCUGCCCUCACCUGGCGGCUGCUUAACUCUUCCCAUCCCUGCCGGCUCUGGCUUAAUCCUGCCUCAAGGACGUCCCUGGAGGAGUUGGGGCUGAGGCACCAGCAGCCGCCGCCGUGGGGCUGGCUGUGGGGAGGGCGAGAAGGACACGGGUUAUGAAACGGCUGUGGAUUUUGGACUUAUUUUCCAACCUGCAGAAACCAAGGGGAGAGGCAGCUGGAUCAGGCCAGAUCAGUCUCAUGUCCUCCAGGCAGCACAGUUAUAUAAUCCUGGGGAGUGAUGGGAAUUGGGGGGGGGGAGGCUGGCAGGAGAAGUGGAGGAUGUGGUUUCUGCAGCUGGAGCAAAGAUGGUCCCUUUUGCCAUCUCAUUUUUGGGGGUCGCAGUGCGAGGUCUUGCAUUUAUAUGUGUCUUGCAUUUGUGGCCCACCUUUUACUCCAAGGAGCUCCAGGUAUUUUUUGCUCUAUUAGACUCACUUUUCCCCUCCUAAAAAGUAAGGGGAAAUGUGUGUGCGUCUUAUGGAGCGAAUGCAGGCUUGCGCAGCUAUCCCAGAAGCCAGAACAGCAAGAGGGAUUGCUGCUUUCAUUGCGCAGCGAUCCCUCUUGCUGUUCUGGCUUCUGGGAUUCAGAAUAUUUUUUUCUUGUUUUCCUCCUCCAAAAACUAGGUGCGUCUUGUGGUCUGGUGCGUCUUAUAGAGCGAAAAAUAUGGUACAUGGUUCUCCCCCCUCAAAUUAAUCCUAACAGCAACCCUAGAUGGCUCAACUGACUAGUAAACUCAGAGGAAACUCAAAGCAAAAAUUUGCGGGAAAACGGGAUGGUUAUAGAAGAUAUGUUCAAAAAUACAAGAAUCGUUUUGACUCCGUGCUAGCAUUCGAGUGAGAAAGGAACUAAAAGGAGGUGGACAAGAAUUAAGGAUUUAUUAUGUUUUCAGAAUGUAUUGGAAAAUGUAUAUAGAAAGGUUUGUUGUUUUGCGUACAUUUGAUUGUAAGAUAAAAUGUAUGGAAAGGGACUUGACAAGAAGUCAAAGUUGAAGAAAAGAUUUUGGAAGAUAAAAGGGGCAGGGGAUAUUUACUUUCAUUACUAUCAUUUUGUGUGCGGGUGUGUGGGUGUCUGCACAUAUGUGUGUUUUUGUAUGGAAUGUUUGGGAGGAAAUAAGACGGUAAAUAAACUAAAUAUUGAUGUAUGUCAUUUUUAUUUCUUCAUUAUAUUUAGUGGUAGUAUGGCUGUAUUGUUUUUUGUAACAUAAAAUCACUCAAUAAAAAUUAUUUUAAAAAAUAAAAAAAUCCUACGAACAACCCUGAAAGGUAGGCUAGGCUGAGAGGCAGGGACAGCUCCCAAGGUCACCCAGUGAGUUUCCUGGCAGAGUGGGAGGAUUCAAACCCUGGUCCCACGCUCUAACCAUGGCGGCAUCGCGCCAGCUUCGCCCUCCCUCCGCUUUGCUUUCCUGAGGCCUCCAGGCAGAGGCGCUGCGUUUGCCUGCGCAUGUAAGCGCAUGUUGCGCAUGAAGUCCUCUCCUUUCUGCCCUGGGGGAGGCGGCGCUGCCAUGUCUGCAGAUACUCACCCCCCCACCAUGCCAGCGAAAGGGGGUGGGACUCUUUGGGGAGGGAAAGGGCAGCCCUAGACCAAGGCUGGGCUGGGCUUGGGGGGAGAGGGAGAGACCCAGCCCGAUGGGCGGGGUACAAAUAAUAAAUUAUUCUUAUUCUCAUUUGCUAUGGGCUGCCCAGGUGGAGGCAACUGGAACCCCCACCAGGAAGUUCUUAGCGGUGGAAUCCAGCCAGGCUGGCUCUGGUUCUCAGCAACAAAAGAAGGCUUGCCUUACCUGCCCGGACAGGUGUUCCUCAGGUGUGUGGCUGUGCCUCUCCUGAGGAGGGCAGGGGCUUCUCUGUGAGGGCGCACUGCCCACUUUCUGGCAAGGACCAGCCGACCUGCCUUGCCUCCUCCCACCGACCGGAGAGAUCUGGAUGUGCCCUUCAGAGCUCAGGCCGCCAGCCCUGUUUGCAGCGCCAGGACUCAGAAAAGAGUGCCCCUGAGCUUGUGCAGAAUGCCUUUCCCUUCUGAGCGUGCUGAGGGAACCCCUGGGCCUGCUGCCUCUGGCUUUGUGUCCCAGGUGGCGGCAGGCAGGCGGUCUGGCCUUGUCGGGUGCCAACAUAGGGGGCAUUCCGGACCACAAUGGCCCCUUCGAGGCAUUUGGUACCCAGUCUCCUCUCACCACCUGUGUUCGAAUCCUGCUUGGGGUUUUCCGAUGGGGACAUCUAGUUGGCCUCCUGUGAGAACAGGAUCCUGGGCUAGUUGGACCACUGGCGUUUCAGGUGGCGGACAGACCGCUCUUCGGCUCCGCUGGGAACCUGCCCUCAGGAUCUUCCUCCUGAGGUUUUUGGGGGCUUGCGGUGCCCUUGCAAUGCCCCCCCCCCAAGAAGCUGGACUCUCCCCUAAGGGCUGAAUCCCGCUUGCUCUCGGAAGAACGAUUCUCCGUCUGUUCUUACGCUGCUCCGCCAUCUUCCCAGGCAGACCAGAGGGCAGUGGUGUCCUUGCCCCCAAUUCUGGCUGGCUAGGGGGGCUCCAAGCCCCUUUUAGCCUUUCCCUUGGGGCUUCAUCCUGCCUCGGCCAGAAGAGGGGCAUCAGCCGAGCCCCCCUCCCAUUGCAGCAUCCGUGACACACGUCUUAUUUAUUUAUUGCAAAGAGCUGAAGGUGGCAUGCGCUGUUCUCCGUCCCAGUGAGGUAGGUUAGGCUGGGAGGUGUGGCUGGCCCAAGAUCGCUCAGUGAGCAGAUUUGAACCCAGGUCCCGGCGCAACACAAUCACGCCGGAUCUCUGAAGUGGCAGAACUCAGCCUCUGGCUCCCAUGGCCUCCCCUUCUUCCCCGAAUAUUUCCUCCUCUGAGCGCUGAGUGCCUGGGCUGGGUGUACAGGCUGUAACAGGAUCCGGUGCAGACGGGGAAGGAGGGCCGCAGGGGGGCUGGCGGAAGGCGCCGGAAAGCCUUUCAUCCGCUGCCAGCCCCAUCACCUCACCCUGACGCCCUGAAGGGGAGGCUGCACCCAGUUGCAGAAUUAUUGCUGGCAGUAGGAACUGUGGCGGUGUGUGUGUGUGUGGCCAGCAGUGGGGCCCAGCCCCACAGUAGGGGGUGAAGGAUCUGGGGCGGGGGGUGUCUCAGUCAGUGGAGAACAUAAGAUUAGCCAGCUGGAACAGGCCAGGGGGUCACCUAGUGCAGCACCCUGUUCUCACAGGGGCCGACCAGAUGGGGAACCCGUAAGCGGGAUUCGAACACAAGAGCGUUCUCACCUCCUGGGGUUUCCAGGAACGGGCAUUCAGAAGCGUCACAGUGGAGGCAGACAGCCUGGCUAGGAGCCGUCCAUACCAUACAAUUAUUGUUGUUGUUGUUGUUUAGUCGUUUAGUGGUGUCCGCCUCUUUGUGACCCCCUGGACCAGAGCACGCCAGGCCCUCCUGUCUUCCACUGCCUCCCGCAGUUUGGUCAAACUUAUGUUUGUAGCUUCGAGAACACUGUCCCACCAUCUCGUCCUCCAUCGUCCCCUUCUCCUUGUGCCCUCCAUCUUUCCCAACAUCAGGGUCUUUUCCAGGGAGUCUUCUCUUCUCAUGAGGUGGCCAAAGAACUGGAGCCUCAGCUUCCUUCCAGUGAGCACUUAGGGCUGAUUUCCUUCAGAAUGGAGAGGUUUGAUCUUCUUGCAGUCCAUGGGACUGUCCCAUACAGAACAAUGAAAUUGAAAAAUCUACACCAGACAUUCAAAAACCCCUAAAAACUCUGAAACCCCAUUUAAAAAUACAAUAUACUAUAGAGACUCCUUAUACUGCAUUUGGAACCAGAAUUGCAUUGGGGAAGAAACUGUUUCUCAGGCGGCUAGUCCGAGUCUUUCUAACCCUGCACCUUCUUCCAAAGGCAGAAGCUGAAAGAGAUCAUUUCCGGGGUGCACACUAUCCUGCGCUAUCUCUGCCGCUUUCUUAUGGCACCUGGAAGCGUAGAUUUGAUCCAAGGUGGGAAGAGUGCACCCAAUUAUUCUCUCCGCUGUUUUUACAACCCUGGAUAGCAUUGUUUUUCCCCUGACCGUGCAGCUCCCAAACCACACACACAGACCAUAAGUUAAUACAUUCUCCACAGUACAAUGGUAAAAUGCCAUCAACAGGUCCUUGGAGAGAUUGCUUUUCUGGAGGAGUCUCAGAAAAUAUAACCUCUGCUGUGCUCUCUGCAUCAGGUCUUUGCUGUUUUCUCCCCAGGUGAGAUCAUUUCUCAACUCCAUUCCCAGAAAUCGAAACACCAAGACCUGUUCCACGCACUUCCCCUCAAUAAUAAGUGGCUGAAUAUUCAGUUUACAUUUCCUAAAGUCCACAAUAAUCUCUUUUGUUUUCUUUAAGUUAAGGAGUAAGUUGUUUUUGUUUUUUGUUUUUAGCCCUCUCCUCCUCCAUGAAUUGGUCUCAUUCUCUUUUAAAGCCAUCCUUGCCGCUUGUGGCAGGGAGUUCCACAGGUUAACCCUGUGCUGCACGAAGAAGGAUUUUCUUUCUCCUGUUGUGAAUCUUCCAACCUCCAGCUUCCCGGGACGUGCACAAGUUCUGGGAAGCCUUUUUCUCUCUGCACUCUGUCCAUGCUCCUCUCCUGGCCUUUCCCCUGAGCCAAACAGCCCCAAACGCCUCCAUCUUUCCUUAUGGGUCUUCUGCCCCACCGUUUUUCUCCUUGGAGGGGGCUGGGAGGCAACUGUGUGCCCAGACCAGGCCUGGACCUAGGGAGGGGGGCUUCAAGGGGGGCUGCGUCCCAAGUGGCUCCUUCCAGAGACCAGGCAGGCCUGCUGGGCUUCCCCUGCCCCCCUGCCUGCCCCAUUGUGCUCCUGGGGGGGGAAUUGUUCUGGAGAGAAUGCGUUUCCUCUCAUUCAGGUCCAGAUGCUGGGAGGGGGAGGGGCUGCUCCCUCGGCAGAGACCUAUAGGAAGUCAGGGCGGGGAGGGGGCAGUUAAUUGGUUGGCUUAAUUAAUUAAAUUGAUUUAUUUAAUUAAUCAAGGGGGCGUGCAUGAGUCUCCCCCUUCUCACUUAAUCCCCACAACGACCCUGCGAGGUGGGUUAGGAAUUUCAGCAUAACAAUUUAUCAAAAAAUACGUCAUCCUCAUUUCCCCCCCCAUUUCCCCCCUCCCCCCUCCCCAAAAAGGGGAAAAAAAACCCUCCCACCCCCCCAGACUUCCCUCAGCUCCUCUCUCUGGUUUCUCAGCACAUUUUAUUCUCUGCAUAUUAUAAAAUUGUAAAGUUCCUUCAUUAAUCUAUCAAUAUGUUACCAAUAAAAAAAUUGUGUAUGUUUAUUCCAAACCUGCCAAGGAGUCCGGUUAAUAACAACAACAACAACAACAACAACAACAACAAUAAUAAUAAUAAUAAUUUAUUAUUUAUACCCCGCCCAUCUGGCUGGGCUUCCCCAGCCACUCUGGGCAGCUUCCAACAAAAUAUUAAAAUACAAUAAUACAGUUCAUUUUGUUGUUUCUUUAAGUACUUUGUAAAAGGUUCCCAUUCUUCUUUAAAGUCACAGUUGUCCUUGUCAUGUAGUUUGUGUGUCAGUUCCGCCAAUUCCGCAUAAUCCAUCAGUUUCUCUUGCCACAGUUCUUUGGUCGGGAUUUCCUCGUUCUUCCAUCCUUGUGCUAUUAAGACUCUUGCCACAGUUGUCGCAGACAUGAAGAUAUUUCUGAAUUUCCUUGGCAGGUCUUUUCCUACAAUCCCUGGGGGAGACCACUUCGGGGCAUGGAGGGCCCUCAAGCUAUCCUGGCUCAGGCUGCGGCCUCUCCUCUCCGCAAUGGGCUCAUCCUUUUGCAAAACUGUCGGCCAGCAAGCGUUGCAACAUCCUCCUGCGAUGCAUUCCGUACAUUAACGACGAGCUGCUUGAAAAAGGAUUUCCGCUGCCAGAUUCUUUGGAUACCCCAAAGCUCCUUGAGACUUUGCUUGCUGCCUCCCCCUCCCCUCCUGGGCUCCAUCUGUGGCUGCCUUAGGAGGCACAUAGGCGCAUGGAUCCAGCCCCCUCUUCUCACUGAGGCCAAGCCGAGGCCCCCAUGGGAAGCCCGCAAGCAGGAUUCGCACACAAGACCCCUCUCCCCUCCUGUGGUUCCAGCAGCUGACUUUCCAAAGCCUUGCUGCCUUUGACCAUGGAGGCAGAGCCCAGCCAUCGUGGCUAGGAGCUGUUAGUAGCCGGAUCCCCUCCAUGAAUUUGUCUGUCUUUUGUCAUUCGUUUCUUCUUCUCCUUUCUUGGAAUUAAUUUUUGUUUUCCGAAAUAUAAACAUACAACCAAAACAGUUCCCAAUCUUAAUUAUUGAGAUUACUCUGAAUCGCCUGACUUCCCCCCGUCCCUUCCACGCAUCCUAUCAAAUUUAUUUUCAACUGCAUAUCAAUACUUCUGCAAUUUUUCAUCUUCCUAAAUUAUCUACAGUCAUACCUCAUGUUACAUCCACUUCAUGUUACGUUCUAUCAGGUUACGUCCCGCGGCGACCCAGAAGUACCGGAAAGGGUUACUUCCGGGUUUUGUCGCUCGCGCAUGCGCGGAAGUGCAAAAUGACAUCACACGCAUGCGCAGAAGAGGCAAGUCACAACCCAUGCGUGCGCAAAUGCGCCGCUGCAGGUUGCGCUCUUUUCAUGUUGCGAACGGGCCUCCGGAACUGAUCCCAUUCGCAACCAGAGGUACCACUGUAUGUAAAGCUAAAGGGACCCCUGACCAUUGGUCCAGUCGUGGCCGACUCUGGGGUUGUGGCGCUCAUCUCGCUUUACUGGCCGAGGGAGCCGGCGUACAGCUUCCGGGUCAUGUGGCCAGCAGGACUAAGCCGCUUCUGGCGAACCAGAGCAGCGCAUGGAAACGCCGUUUACCUUCCCACCAGAGCGGUACCUAUUUAUCUACUUGCACUUUGACGUGCUUUUGAACUGCUAGGUGGGCAGAAGCAGGGACCGAAGAACUGGAGCUCCCCCCGUCACGGGGAUUCGAACCGCCAACCUUCUGAUCAGCAAGUCCUAGGCUCUGUGGUUUAAGCCACAGCGCCACCCGCGUCCCUAGAGACUACCUUACACUACGUUUAAAACCAAAAUCGCAUUUGGGUAGAAACUGUUUCUCAGGCGGCUAGUCCUGGUCUUUAUAACCCUGCACCUUCUUCCAGAAGGCAGAAGCUGAAAGAGAUCAUUUCCGGGGUGCACACUAUCCUGCGCUAUCUCUGCCGCUUUCUUAUGGCACCUGAAAGUGUAGAUUUGAUCCAAGGUGGGAAGAGGGCACCCAGUUAUUCUCUCUGCAGUCUUUACAACCCUGGACAGCACUGUUUUCCCCCUGACCGUGCAGCUCCCAAACCACACGCACAGACCCUCGGGGUUCCCUUCCAAUUCUGCGAUUCUAUGCUUCUGUAAUGGGACAUCCUUCUUUCUGUCUCCUGCCCAGGGCCCUCUUUUCCUACGAAAAAGCCAACGAGCUGAAGCUCCUGGACUCUGGAGGUAAGACUUCGAAGCCCCUGGAUAAUUCUGCAACCCGUGGCUAUUCUCCCGUGUAGGGACCAGGGACGCCGUCUCUCAAGGACUUCCUCAAGCCCCUGGCCCUGGAGCCGGGCUGCGCUGGGUUGCCUCUGGCGGGGGCCAGGGGGGCAAACCUUUGCAGAGCUCCCGGGGCCACCUUGGAGCCAGCAGGGAGGCCCCAGGGCCUGCUCAGCAAUCCUGCCCUUUCUUCUCCUUCUAGAGGCAGUGAGUUCCGCAGGACCUGUUGUUCAGGACGCCCGUGUCUCUUGGGAUGGGGCAUUGCUGAGGGUUGUUUUUUUGUUGUUGUUGGGAUCAAGAUUUAAUCUUGCAGGUGUUUAAUUUUUGCCGUUACCGGUAUUGACUUUUCUGUAUUUUUAACGUUAUUUUGAUUGUUUCAUUUAUAUUGUAUAAUUAUUUGUUACAUGCAUCUCAAAUGAGGCUCACAAAGCAUGUAUACUUCUUGGGAUGUUUUCAUUUGCUUCUGGCUACUUUUGUUACAUUUCUGAAAUUCCGUAAAUGAGCGUGGUUUGACUAUGGAAAGGUGACUUGCAAAGAUGUGAAGGUGAUUUUGAUGUUCGCUCCUUCCCUCUGCCCCACCUCCCUUUCCAGCCGGGGGUCCCGAUGAGCUGGCCAGGCGCUUCCAGAGCGGCAGCGUCAUGUACGGCCUCUGCCGCCUCCCAGAUGCCGCCACGGGGCAGCAGCACGUGGUCCUCAUCAGCUGGGUGAGCCGGGGGUCUGCCUGGGCAGUUCCAGGGGGUCUUCUGCAGGAGGGCAAGUGGGUCCCCGUUGCAAAGAGGGGCUGCACAGAAAAGGGCUUUUAAGCUUGUGAAUAAAUGACUUGAGUGUUCAGGGUGAGCCAGGGGCGCCAACGUGCCCCCCACAUUGAGGGGGCCGGGUGUCACGUGACCCAUCCCACCCCUGCCCGGCAUGCCAGCGCUCACCCAGGGACGGCGUAGGAUGAUGCCCCCCUCAAUAUUGGGAGGGCUCGAGAAAUAUUGAGAGGCCUGAAGCCCCUUCUGUCCCCUAUAGUUGGCGUUCCUUGGGGUGAGCAGUAUGCUGAUGAACAAGACUUCUUCACGCAGUUAGACUAUGGAACUCCUUGCCACAGGAAACAGAGGAGGGGAGAGGGUUGCCCUUGGGCCCAGAUCCUGUUUGCCUGCAAGUUUCCCACCGGGGCAUCUGGGUGGCCACUGUGAGGACAGGAUCCUGGACCGGCUGGUCCUCCGUGGGCCUGAUCCAGCAGGCUCAUCCCACGUUUCCCCAUUCCCCUGCACAGCCUCUGCCUACAUUGGGGGAACCGCAAAGCCGCUCUCCUCCCCAGUGGGCUCAGAGACUGGGGGGGGGGGUUGUGGGGGGGUUGCUGGGAUCUGGCUGGACUCCCAGGGGUGACAACCCCCCCGCCCUACUUGCUGCUUCCUGCCAGGCUCCUGGAAGGGAGCCACGCAAGAGCCAGGAACCUCCUUAUCUGGCUCCUUCUCUUGCUGCCCGCUCUUCUGCCAAGCGCCAGGGUCUUCGAAAACCCCAGCGGUGAAUUUUGCAAAGGGGUCAACCUCCAAAUGAGCUCCUCUGCGGAGGAACAGGGCUAACGGGCAUGUGCAGAGUGCACGCCCCCCUUCGCAGUUGCCAUCGGAUUCCAGGUGCCCCCAAGGGAAACCCGUGAGCAGGAUCCAAGCACAAGAGCAACUGUUCCCUCUUGCAAUUUCCAGGAAUUGGCAUUCAGAAGCAUUUCAGAGCCAUUAGUGGCCCAAACUGCUUAACCCUUUCCUGAUCCAAAAUGUCCUGGAUUUUAUGAAGGGGACCUCAAAGGCCAUCCAGCCCAACCCGCUGUGGAUGCAGGAACCCCUCUUCCUACGCCUGCCUACCUGAGAGGCCAGCUUCCCUGAGAAAGCUCCGGGCGAAGCAGAGCCCCCUUCUUUCCCUUCCCAGCCCCCUGCCUUGCCAGGAAUUUCUCGGUCUGGGCAGCUGCACUGCAGGCGGCAGGCCAGCUCCCUAGAUUUGGGGCCCUCUCUCUUUAAAUCCUGCUGCUUUGCCCCAGGGCCUUCGGGGAAAGGCGUCUGAACUUCUGCCCCUUCUCUUUGGCACCAGGUUGGCGAGAAGGUCUCGGAGCAGCAGAAGCAGGCCUGUGCUGGGCACCUGCCGGCCAUCCGAGCCUUUUUCAAGGUGAGCCGCCAGCAUCCAUCGGAAAUGGCCGUUUCCACUGGGUGGGGAGCGAGGAAGGGGCUGCCCCAGACCUCCCUGCCUGCCCCCCUCCCUGCCUGCCGGAGUCAGUUUUGGACAAGUCCCUCGCUUUAUGCGCCCCCUCGCCCAGCUUGUCCGGAGUUUUGGACUGGGCUGCCAUCAGUAUGCCGAUGAUACCCAACUCUAUCUGUUGAUGGAUGGCCAUCCUGACUCGGCCCCAGACACACUGACCAGAUGUUUGGAAGCUGUGGCUGGAUGGUUACGUGGGAGCCGGUUGAAGCUAAAUCCUUCGAAGACAGAGGUCCUGUGGCUGGGACGGGACGAUAUGGGAUUGGGGGCGGCAACUCCCAUCUCUUGCGGGGGCGCAAUUAGUGCCAGCACCGUCCGUUAAGAGUUUGGGUGUAAUCUUCGACACCUCCCUUUCCAUGGAGGCACAGAUUGCGGCUAUAACAAAGGCGGCAUUUUUCCAUCUCCGCCAAGCUAAGCAGCUGGCCCCUUAUCUCUCUCGCCCUGACCUAGCCACUGUGAUCCAUGCGACGGUCACCUCCAGACUGGAUUAUUGUAACUUGCUCUACGUGGGGCUGCCCUUGAGACUGACCCAGAAACUCCAGCGGGUGCAGAAUGCCGCGGCGAGACUCCUAAUGGGGUCCUCGCUGCGAGAUCACAUUCACCCAGUGCUAUACCAGCUGCACUGGCUCCCGGGGGAGUACAGGAUCAGGUUUAAGGUGCUGGUUUUAACCUUUAAAGCCCUAUACGGCCUAGGACCCUUGUACCUACGGGCCCGCCUCUCCUGGUAUGUCCCACAGAUGACCUUACGGUCUUCAAAUAAAAACAUCUUGGAGGUCCCAGGCCACAGGGAGGUUAGGCUGGCCUCAACCAGAGCCAGGGCCUUUUCAGCCGUGGCCCCAAUCUGGUGGGACGCUCUGUCACAAGCGACUAGGGCCCUGCGGGACUUGACAUCUUUCCGCAGGGCCUGCAAGACAGAGCUGUUCCACCAGGCCUUUGGCCAAGGCACAGCCUGAUCCCCUCCUUUGGCAAUCCUCACAGAACUCUAGCCCAAUGGUUGCCAUUAAUAUGAUUUGAACUGAUUUUAAAAUGAAAUGAUUUUAGAAUGUUUUAUUAUCUUACUGUUGUUAGCCGCUCUGAGCCUGGCUUUGCCAGGGGAGGGCGGGAUAUAAAUAAAAAUUUAUUAUUAUUAUUAUUAUUAUUAUUAUUAUUAUUAUUAUUGAGGAUCCUGACCCCCCCACCCUGGGAGUGUGGGAAGGGGGAAGGCCUUGCCCCCUUUUUGAUCCUCAAGAGGAGACAGCUGCUCCUCCAGCUCCUUGCUCUCUCUUCCCUCUCCCUGCCCCCCCCAGCUUUGCCUCCCAGGCUUCCUCCCUGCAGCCGGAAGGGACCCAGCUGCAAACAUCUGGUUCCCAAGAGGUUCUACAUUCCAGGAAUCUGAGGCUGGAAUGAGUUUUCUCCCAGGCUGCCAUCCCAGACUCUCCCUCUAUCGCCCUGGCAACUGUCUGGGCGGAAAGGGCUUGGGGAAUUGGCAGGCUCAAUGGCAAGAGGGAGGUGGGCCCCCCCAUGGCCCCUCUCACGCCACACCUUCUAGGCCAGGGGUAGGCAAACUAAGGCCCGGGGGUCAGAUCCGGCCCAGUCGCCUUCUAAAUCUGGGAAUCUUAGUCCAGGAAUCAGCAUGUUUUUACAUGAGUAGAAUGUGCCCUUUUAUUUAAAAUUCAUCUCUGGGUUAUUUGUGGGGCAUGGGAAUUAAUUCUUUUUUUUUUUUUUCAAAAUAUAGUCUGGCCCCCCACAAGCUCUGAGGGAUAGUGGACCGGCCCCCUGCUGAAAAAGUUUGCUGACCCCUGGUCUAGGCACUCCCAAAGUGUUGGGGGGGGGGAGAAGGAUCCUGAGUUAGAAUGCGCUUGCUGGGCAAAGGCUCCCCUUUGCCGCCUCAUGCUUCCUAAGAGAAUCGUAGAGUUCAGAGGGACCCCCAGGGGGCAUCUAGUCCAGCCUCCAGGAAUCGCAGCUAAGGCACCUCUGACACGGCUCUCCAUCCUCUUCAACGAAGGAGAAUCCACCACCUUCUGAAGGAGUCCGUUCCACCGUCUCUUACCAUCGGAACGUUUUUAAUAUUGAGCCGGAAUCUCCUUUCUCGCAAUUUGAACCCAUCAGUUUUGGUCCUGCAAGGAACACACUCUGCACAUGCUCACGGGCACUGCCACCUUCCCGUUUUCAGGGCCGGGUCUUCCCUGCCCCUUUUUCCUGCUCUCUUCUCGCUGGGCUGCCUCCUUCUCCGGCAGUUUCCCCCGGCCCCAAUCCCUGGCAAUGGAGGCCUGGAUGUGCAUUUGGGGAUUGUGGCCCCCCACUUGGGGGAGGCUGAUGCUGUGUGCCCCCCUGGCCCCGGGUGAGAGUGCCCAGGGCUUCCCCUCUGCUCCCCCCUGCAGGAAGCCCGCCUGGUGGUGAAGGCGUCCCGAGCCGAGGAGGUGACCCAGGAGGGGCUGAGGCACUCGCUGCCCCUGGCUGCCCCGCCAGGAGGUCCUGAGGCCGCGAAGAAGGCGCCACUGGGUGACCCUCAGGAGCUGGUGGUAAGGAGGAGCCGGGGGGGGUCCCUCGGGUGGGGAGGGGCAGCCAGCGCCCCAGGGGAUCGGGCCCAGCAGCUGGGGGAGCCUGGAACACCCAGGAGAGAAUGGGUGUGUUUGUCGGGGAGUGCCAGCGGUCGGGGGACGGACGGGUCGCCUCUCCCUGGAGCACAUUGUGGCCCAUUGGCAUCCAGACGCAUCCCUUGUAUCAAACGAUUGCAGAGUUAAAAGGGACACCAAGGAUCAUCUAGUCCAACCCAAGAUUGCAGGGGGUUGGACUAGAUGACUCUUGGGGUCCCUUCUAAUCCUUCAAUUCUAUUUAAUCCGCACGACAACCCUGAGAGGUGGGUUAGGCUGAGGGGUAAUGACUGGCCACCAAGCAGGAUUCAAAUCCCCUCCGAGUGGAGAUUUGAACCCUGGUUUCUCUCGGGUCCUAGCCCGGUGCUCUAACCACUGUGCCGCACUGCCUCUCCGCCGGUUCUUUCCCCCAGGGCACCAACUACAAGAAGACCAACCCAGCGCUGGAGAUCCUCCGUACCAAGAGGGACUCAUUCUGGGCGCAGGCAGAGGUGAGGAGGGUGCCAGGGGGAGGCUCCCCUGCCUGCUGGGCACCCCUGGCACAGGGGCAGGGCAAACCCAGCUGCCAGGGGCGGUUGGGGUGGCCUUUUCUGCCCGGCCUGCCCUGACCACACAGCUGCUUGCGCCCCUCAGAGGGAAGAGGAGCAGAGGCGGGAAGAGGAGCGCCGCCGGGCGCAGGAGGAGCGGCGGCGCUGGGAACGGCAGCGCAUGGAGGAGGAGCGGCGGGAGGCGGCCGAGAGGGAGCGCCGGGUGCAGGAGAAGGAGCAGCUCGUCCAGGAGCAGAGGUGGGUGCUCGGCUUGGGGGGACUGCAGGGAAACAGGGGCUCUCCCAUGUAGUGAUCAGGUGGGAUUGCUAUGAGGAAUUAUGAAAUAUGGAGCAAGCCAUUGUGUCAGCGAUGAAAGCCUUGCGUUGACUGGGUUUGAUUCAUUGACAAUAAUUUCUGAUCGAAUACCACAAGCCUCUGCAUCUUUGCUUUCUCUACACCUGACAAACAGGUGUACUCAGAGGAGAAGAUGGUGAAAUGCAAACAGGGGACACAGAAAGAGCUGAACUCCUCAAUGCCUUCUUUGCCUCAGUCUUCUCCGAUAAAGAAAACAAUGCCCGACCUGAAGAAUUUGGAGCAAAUGAUUCAGCAGAGGAAACACAGCCCAGAAUAACUAAGGAGAUAGUACAAGAAUACUUGGCUAGUUUAGAUGUAUUCAAGUCUCCAGGGCCAGAUGAACUGCAUCCAAGAGUAUUAAAAGAACUGGCAGAUGUGAUCUCAGAACCACUGGCAGUCAUCUUUGAGAAUUCCUGGAGAACAGGCGAAGUCCCGGCAGACUGGAGGAGGGCAAAUGUUGUCCCUAUUUUCAAAAAGGGGAAAGAGAGGACCCAAAUAAUUACCGCCCAGUCAGUCUGACAUCAAUACCAGGGAAGAUUCUGGAGCAGAUCAUUAAGCAAACAGUCUGUGAGCACCUAGAAAGGAAUGCUGUGAUCACCAAUAGUCAGCAUGGAUUUCUGAAAAAUAAGUCAUGUCAGACUAACCUGAUCUCUUUUUUUUACAGAAUUACAAGCCUGGUGGAUGAAGGGAACGCAGUGGAUGUAGCCUACCUUGAUUUCAGCAAGGCAUUUGACAAGGUGCCUCAUGAUAUUCUUGUAAAGAAGCUGGUAUAAUGUGGUCUUGACUAUGCUACCACUCAGUGGAUUUGUAACUGGCUGACUGACCGAACCCAAAGGGUGCUCAUCAAUGGUUCCUCUUCAUCCUGGAGAAGAGUGACUAGUGGGGUGCCACAGGGUUCUGUCUUGGGCCCGGUCUUAUUCAACAUCUUUAUCAACGACUUGGAUGAUGGACUCAAGGGCAUCCUGAUCAAAUUUGCAGAUGACACCAAAUUGGGAGGGUGGCUAACACCCCAGAGGACAGGAUCACACUUCAAAAUGACCUUGACAGAUUAGAGAACUGGGCCAAAACAAACAAGAUGAAUUUUAACAGGGAGAAAUGUAAAGUAUUGCACUUGGGCAAAAAAAAUGAGAGGCACAAAUACAAGAUGGGGACACCUGGCUUGAGAGCAGUACAUGUGAAAAGGAUCUAGGAGUCUUGGUUGACCACAAACUUGACAUGAGCCAACAGUGUGACGCGGCAGCUAAAAAGCCAAUGCAAUUCUGGGCUGCAUCAAUAGGAGUAUAGCAUCUAGAUCAAGGGAAGUAAUAGUGCCACUGUAUUCUGCUCUGGUCAGACCUCACCUGGAGUACUGUGUCCAGUUCUGGGCACCACAGUUCAAGAAGGACAUUGACAAACUGGAACGUGUCCAGAGGAGGGCAACCAAAAUGGUCAAAGGCCUGGAAACGAUGCCUUAUGAGGAACGGCUAAGAGAGCUGGGCAUGUUUAGCCUGGAGAAGAGGAGGUUAAGGGGUGAUAUGAUAGCCAUGUUCAAAUAUAUAAAAGGAUGUCACAUAGAGGAGGGAGAAAGGUUGUUUUCUGCUGCUCCAGAGAAGCGGACACGGAGCAAUGGAUCCAAACUACAAGAAAGAAGAUUCCACCUAAACAUUAGGAAGAACUUCCUGACAGUAAGAGCUGUUCGACAGUGGAAUUUGCUGCCAAGGAGUGUGGUGGAGUCUCCUUCUUUGGAGGUCUUUAAGCAGAGGCUUGACAACCAUAUGUCAGGAGUGCUCUGAUGGUGUUUCCUGCUUGGCAGGGGGUUGGACUCGAUGGCCCUUGUGGUCUCUUCCAACUCUAUGAUUCUAUGAUUCUAUGAUUCUAUGAUUCUAGGUAUAAGCAUCCUAGGACACAGACCAGUCGCCGGCUGCUGCACCAGGCAUCCUGGGCCAUAAAAGAUAGUAGGCAGUUUCUUUGAUGUGCCCAUCCUUGGUUUUGUUAAUCUUAGGGCCUGGAAAUAGUUUCACAGGAAGGUGAUAAAGAUUUUUGUUGUUGUUGUUUAGUCGUUUAGUCCGACUCUUUGUGAUCCCCUGGACCAGAACACGCCAGGCCCUCCUGUCUUCCACUGCCUCCCUCAUGCUGGUAGCUUCGAGAACACUGUCCCACCAUCUCGUCCUCCGUCGUCCCCUUCUCCUUGCGCCCUCCAUCUUUCCCAACAUCAGGGUCUUUUCCAGGGAGUCUUCUCUUCUCAUGAGGUGGCCAAAGUCUUGGAGCCUCAGCUUCAGGAUCUGUCCUUCCAGUGAGCACUCAGGGCGGAUUUCCUUCAGAAUGGAGAGGUUGGAUCUUCUUGCAGUCCAAGGGACUCUCAAGUGUCUCCUCCAGCACCAUAAUUCAAAAGCAUCCAUUCUUCGGCGAUCAGCCUUCUUUAUGGUCCAGCUCUCACUUCCAUACAUCACUACUGGGAAAUACCAUAUUUUUCGCUCUAUUAGACACACUGGACUGUAAGACGCAGCUAGUUUUUAGGGGAGGAAAACAAGAAACAAGAAAGCAACGCAAAGCCUCCUGAGCGAAGAGGGAGUGCUCCUCCUUCUUCGCUCCGGAGGCUUUGCGGGGCUAUCCCUGAAGCCAGGAGAGCAAGCGGAAUCGGUGCACACCAUUCCCUCUUGCCCUCCUGGCUUCAGCAAAAGCAAGCCUACUGGCUUUGCCACCACUUCCCGCAAGAGCUGCGUGCUCUUUAAAGGGAGCGCGGCUCUUGGGGGCUUUUCUGGGGUUUUCUUGAGGGCUUUUUCUGGGCAGCGAUCCCGCUGGCUGUCCUGGCUUCUUGCUUGGACGCACACAGCGUCUCCCAGGCAAGGGGAACCUUCAUCCCAUGCCCGGGAGAGGCUUCGCGCGGCUAAGGUUCCCCCAAGAGCCACGCCCUUCUCCCUCCUCGGGGAAAAGCCCCCAAGAGCCGCACACACGCUCCACACGGCUCUUUAAAGGGAGCGCUGAGCAGAGCCUCCCGCCUGCAUUCGCUCCAUAAGACGCACACACAUUUCCCCUUACUAUUUAGGAGGGGAAAAGUGCGUCUUAUGGAGCGAAAAAUACGGUAUCUCCUUGCCAUCCUUCCUCUCCUGUUUACUCUCGUUUAUGACCACUGGAGUUUCCUAAAUGCAUUCCUCUAGGCCUCUUUUAUUUACAGUGGUACCUCGGGUUAAGAACUUAAUUCGUUCCGGAGGUCCAUACUUCACCUGAAACUGUUCUUAACCUGAAGCACCACUUUAGCUAAUGGGGCCUCCUGCUACUGCCGCACCACCGGAGCACGAUUUCUGUUCUCAUCCUGAAGCAAAGUUCUUAACCUAAAGCACUAUUUCUGGGUUAGCGGAGUCUGUAACCUGAAGCCCAUGUAACCUGAAGCGUCUGUAACCCGACGUACCACUGUACUCUGAAUUACAUAUGCAUGCUCAAGUAGGAAAUUAGCUCUUCUUAGUUAAAAGAAUUUCUUCUGAUCUGACUUUGUCCCACGUGGGGUUUUUUGAAAUGCUCAGCGGAAAUCCGAUUGGUUCUUACAAACACUGUGUAAAAAGUUCUUUUGUGAAUAAAACGACCUGGGCCGAGGAGUGGAAAGGAAUUAUUAUUAUACGCACCCCUCCCAGAGUCUUGCUGGUUCAAGCCUCUGUGUGUAGUUUAUUAUCAGAGUCCAAUCCUUCCUUUACUUUGGGAAGGCCUCACUCCCACCCUGCUAUUGGCGGGGAUGGAGGUGAAACACAGCGCAGCUGAACUGUGGAACUCCCUGCUGCAGGAGGCAGCGAUGGCCUGAAUUUCCUGAGGAGAGGAUUUGAGGAAAUUUACAGAGAAUAAGGCUAGCAGUGGCGUCAAGCCACAAUGGCUCUGCUGAAUUUACGCCCCCCAAAACCCCUCAUUUUCCUGCAGGAAACAACAGGCCCAGCUGGAGGCAGAGGAGCGCAGGAGGGAGCAAGCCCGAUGGGUGAGUCAGACUGCAUCAGAAUCCGCACCCGUGUCCGCAGCUGAUUGCUGCCUCUGCUUCCGUGGCUUGGCAGCUGCCUGGCUCCCAUGGGGAGGGUGGGGGGGGGUUAAGCCUGGCCUCUUCCGUGGGGCAGGAAGGUGACCCCGGAGGUCCAGGGUGCGGCUGCAUGAUCAACAGGUGGGGUUUAGCAACUGCCCGGCUGGUAGGCAAGCAGGAAUCCCACAGGUGAUAUCUCCUCCAAUUGAGUGGGAGAGGGUUUUCCUGUAGGGCAGGGGACCCUUGGCCCCCCCUGACCCCCUGUCUCCCCCAAAUAGGAGCAGCAGCAGCAGGAGCGAGCGAAGGCACUGGCAGAACAGAGUCCCCUGAGCGGCUCUGCUGAGAAGGCCACUGUGAGUGGACGGGGCUGGCUGGGGUUUUGUCUCCCUCUUGCUGAAGAUUCAGGGUGGAUAAAAAGCGGGUAGUUAACCUGUGGAACUCCCUCCCACAGGAGGGCGCAUUGAAUUUUUCCACUCUCCAAAAAUGAGGGUGCUCAAAAAUUGUAACGUGACUUAGGAAUUCAAAAGAUAUUUUGCUUAAAUUAAUGUAUUUUAGUUUUGCUGAGCAGGUAAAAUGCAGAUACAGUUGCAUAGGAUUCAUUAAAAACGAUCACCAAGUACUUGUAAUAAUAUUAUAAAUUAAUAUUUAUUAUUAUUAUUAAACAUUCAUUGGCAUUUUCAGAAGGUUAAGAUUAAAACUCUUUGGUUUUCCAAAAGCAGUUUAUGUGCCUCUUCAUCAGACGUCGACAUACCAAGCUAAAUAUUGCCCAGUCGCAAAAGUAAUAGCAAAUUUGAAUUCCUAAUUCCCGAAAACAUCUAUUUUAAGAUCCCUCAGUGAAAGAAAAAUUGCAAAAAAAUAAGUUUCACUCCCUAAAAUGACACAGAAUGCUUCUGAAUUGGAAAGCACAGGAGGAGAGACUUGCUCUGGUGCUGAUUCUGUCGGCGGCUUUCGCACUCGGGUCCCCUAUUUGGCCCUUCUGAAACCCGGAUUCUGGACUGGAUGAGUCUCUGGCCUGAUCCUGCAGGCUCUUUCUGUCCUUCUGCAAGGCGGAAGAGGGGCCUCCAGGGGGGCCUAGCUGGCUUCCACGGGGCACCCAGGCACCCGCCUCUCCUCCUGUGGCCCCCGGGCUCCUCCUCCUCCAUGGGCCAGAUCCUGCGCUGCCCCCUCCCUGCAAGGCCCCCCCAGCCAGUCCUCUUCUCCUCUUUCCCGCAGGAGGCGGCUGCGCUGGCCUCGCAGCGCCCCCACGACCCCCGAGACUUCUUCCACCAGAGGGAACGCUCCGGCUCGGCGGUGGGGGCCCCAGAGUCGCCUUCUCCCACGGGAGGCCGGCCAGGUGAGUGGGGAACCCCCCAACUUUAUUGGGGCGCUUCCUUAGAAAGGGGAGGGAGGUCCUGGCACAGCCUUGAACGGAGGGGGCGGUGGGGGCUGCAAAAAUGCGUUGAGAGUUGGGUGCGAAAUGCCAAGCUGGCGUCUGUGGCUGGGUGGGAGGCCGUCUGUCGGGGAUCCUUUGGCUGGGAUUCCUGCCAAAGCGGGCUGGACUAGAUGGCCUCUGGGGUUCCCUUUCCACCCUGCAAUCCUAUGGCUCUGGCUUAGGGACCAGGAAAGUAGUGGGGGGGGGUUGGGGGGGAGAGCCACAGGGGCUCCUGCCUGUCCCCUUUCUGGCUGCUACUGGUUCUCCUGAUUCUCUUGCCCCAAUCCAAUAAUUAAAAAAACAACUUUUCUGCUUUGAACUGAAAGUGGCAGCCCUGGCCGCCUUUGCGAGUCGCAGCUCUUCUUCCUCUUCUGGGAAAUCUCCCUCUUUCGCUGAAGCCAAGAAGCCUGCAUUCGCUCCAUAGGACGCCCAAACAUUUCCCCUUCAUUUUUGGAGGGGGGAAAGUGCAUCCUAUAGAGCGAAAAAUACGGUACUUUCCCCCACUGCAUCUGCCCAGCACCUGGCCGGAAAUCUUUUCAGAAAGUUUUGGGUUGCCGUAUUUUGAAGAGCGAAAAAGAGGACGCUGAGACGACUCUCGUUUUCAGUAUAGAUCAGGCACCCCCAAACUCGGCCCUCCAGAUGUUUUGGCAAUCCAACUCCCAUCAUCCCUAGCUAACAGGACCCCAGCGGUCAGGGAUGAUGGGAUUUGUAGUCCCAAAACAUCUGGAGGGCCAAGUUUGGGGGUGCCUGCUAGAGAGGCUGUGAUCUAUUGCGGGGGGAGAAGAGAAGAGGAAAGCAAGUCUUCAACCACCAGUUAUGUCUCAUCCAAAAAGUCUAGCUGGAGAGAUUUUGGCAAAUUUUAAAAAUCCACCCAGACAGAAAUUUUACCCCGGAAAAAGAGGAUGUGUCCCAGAAAACAAGGACACAUGGCAAACCUAUAAUUUUGUGUCUCUUUUCCCCUCGGAUCAGGACCGCCGCGACGCCCUUUCCUCCGCCACCAGCGCAGCCUGACGGAAUCGGCCUACAUCUUCCGGGGACCGGAUGCUGCCCCUGCCAGGCGCCCGUCCGGAGACUUCUUGCCCUCCCCUCGCUCCCCACAGGCGGCCCCUCUUCCCAGCCCCCGUCUCCCCAAAACCCCACCUGCCAGGAACCAGGACCCUGAGCCCAGAAGCCCCCCACCUCCGGCCCUGGAGAGCAGGACCCCCCUCGCCCCCUCCCCGCCUGGGGGGAGCCCGACCCCACUCCUGGCACCUGCCCUGCUGGACUCAGGGGACCCUGCCAGGACCCAGCCGCUUGCUGAGGCCUUGGCCCCCCCGGAGGCGCUCAGGGGACCCCCACCCCACACUCUGCCAGCAGAGUCUGGCCCCCAGUCCCCUUUCGCCCCGCAUGGAGCAGAAGGGACCCCCUGCAUCGGCCACAGUGAUGGCAUGGAGUCGCCCCUCCUGGGCAGCGCCCCCCGGGCAAAGUACCCACCUCCAGCCCACGUGCCCCACAGCCUCCCCACGGAAACGGGCUCAGCGGGGUCCUCUGCCCGGGGGGUAGCUUCUCCGCUCGGCAGCCCCCCUGAGGAAGCCCUGCCCCACGCUGAGGCCAGGGACCUCGCCUCCUUCCAGGGCCCCGAUUUCGGAGGGACCCCCACGGCCGGUGCUCCUGAAGCGGUGGAUGGAUGCGAGUUUGUGGCUCCCCCACUGGGAAAGGAUCCUGUGACAGGUCAGAAACCAUUCCCACCCCCCACGUAGGGGGCAGUGCAAUGCAAAAAGUCCACAUUGCUUGCAGGAUGCUGGAGUAGAAAGGGCCGGAUCCUGCAAGCUCUUCCGCUGUUUCUUAGGAGAACCUUCGCUGGCCAAAACUGGCUGGAGACCCAGCCAGCCAAAUAGACAGAGAUUCUUGUUUUCUCAGGGCCAGAUUUAGGUCUGAUGUGGCCCUCAGCUCCUGAAGGUAACGGGGCCCUUUCUAUGUCCAGCUGUCCUUUGUUCACAACAAAUUGUUGCUGUUUUUUUGUGUUGGAUAGAUGCUAUCUGGUCAUUUAUGGACCUCAUAGGGAUCUCAAGCCAUUUGCACAUAACAAAAUAUGUAUUUUAUCCAAGUAAAAAGCUUUUUAUCUUAUAUUUUGUAAAUGUACAUCCAGGUGUUUUUUUCCUUUAAUUUUUUUGGGGCCCCCCAAAAGAGUGGGGCCCUAAGUAUAGCUUGUUUAGCUUAUACAGUCAUACCUCUUGUUACGUUUGCUUCAGGUUGUGCGUUUUCAGGUUGCGUCCCGCGGUGACCCAGAAGCACCGGAAAGGGUUACUUCUGGGUUUUGCCGCUCGCGCAUGCGCAGACGCGCAAAAUGACGUCACGUGCAUGCGCAGAAACGUCGAAUUGUGACCCGUGCGUGCGCAGACGCGGGUUGCAUUCCUUUCAGAUUGCGAACGGGGCUCCGGAACGGAUCCCGUCCGCAAACAGAGGCACCACUGUACAUAAAUCCAGCACUAGGUGGGUGUGCCAAAUUGGCACAUGCCUUUUUCUUGGGGGGCGGGAAGGUUGGACGGCAGCAAGACCAGACUCUUCAGCCCCCUCUUCCCUUCACAGACCCUCUGCCAGCACCUGACUCAGCCCCAUACUCUGGGUUCAACGGGACGUCCGCCUUGGAAGAGGAGAGCUGGCCCGCCGGGCAGGUAACGCACCUGUGGGCAGGUGGGGCUUGGGGGCGGAAGAGAAGGGGGCUUGGGGGCUUUUUGCUCAGCGAGUCUCUGCUUCCAGGGGACGCCGUCCGUCGAAGCCAAACUCCCCGAAGAAUCAACCUGGGAUCCCAGAGCAGGUGGGUUUCCUCUUUCUUCCCUCCCCCCGCCAGGUGAUCUCAGUCCUACUUCACCCCCAAAAAAUAAAUCACUGCUUGUCUUUCCGCAGGUGGCAGCCAGGCCCCCAGAGCCGAUUCCAGAGAGGAGGGCGAGGACCCCUCUCUGCCCACAGCAAGGGCUGGAGAAGACUAGUUCAAACACUUAUGUGGACCCCCCAUGGACUCCAUUCCGCCCCCCCACCUGCUUGCUUUGGCUUGGAUGAGCCCCCUCCUCACCUGCCCAAAGCCAACUGCUGCCACCCCCCUCCCAGAAGCAACUCUGCCCCUGCUUUUGUCUUGCCCAAUAAAGGAAAAGUGGG